GAAAUGAAUACUUUCUACAUUAUCAUUGAACUGAUUAUUGCUGUUCUGUCCAUCGCCGGCAAUGUGUUGGUGUGCUUGGCUGUUGCCACCAAUGCUACGCUGAAAAACGCCACGAACUAUUUUUUGGUGUCCUUGGCAGUGGCUGAUAUACUGGUCGGCUGUUUAGCCAUCCCGUUUGCCAUCACCAUCAGCAUUGGUAUUAAGUCGGACUUCUACGGUUGCCUUUUCCUAGCCUGUUUUGUUCUGGUGCUGACCCAGAGCUCAAUAUUUAGCCUCCUCGCAGUAGCCGUUGACAGGUACUUGGCCGUAAAUAUUCCCCUCAGGUACAAGGAGAUAGUGACAGGCAGGCGAGCCCGGGAGAUCAUCGCCCUCCUGUGGAUCCUGUCCCUUGCCAUCGGCCUCAUCCCGUUCCUGGGGUGGAACGAGAAGCAGUCGGCGCACUGCGUCCAUGGAAACGCGAGCGGCGCGCGGAACGCGAGCGCCGGUGCCCGGAGCUGCCAGAUGAACUGCUACUUCGAGAGCGUGGUGGACAUGCACUACAUGGUCUACGUCAACUUCUUCGGCUGCGUGCUGCCGCCACUGCUCAUCAUGCUGGUCAUCUACGCCAAGAUCUUUGCCGUGGCGCGGCAGCAGCUGCACCGCAUCAAGCAGAAAUGUCCGGACAGCGGCAGCGGCGGGGGCGGCGGCGGGAGCGGGGCCGGGUCCCACAGCUUGCUGCAGCGCGAGAUCCGCGCCGCCAAGUCGCUGUCCAUCAUCGUGGGCCUGUUCGCCCUCUGCUGGCUGCCCGUACACGUGCUCAACUGCCUGACGGUCUUCUACAGCCGGCUGCACAAGCCACCCUCUGUCAUGUACCUGGCCAUCGUCCUGUCCCACGCCAACUCGGUGGUCAACCCCAUCAUCUACGCCUACCGCAUCCAGGACUUCCGGAACACCUUCCGCCGGAUCCUCUCCAGGCGGCUCCUGUGCCGGGCGGUCGACCGGGACUUCAGCUCCAGCAGCAGCUCGCACAGCAAGGACCCGACCAGCUGCACCACCACUGUAGAUCCCAUACUGUAGGGUUUUUAUACCAUUUUAUUUGAAUUAUCUUGUUUUCGAAUG
This is a messenger RNA of Megalops cyprinoides (Indo-Pacific tarpon), 1098 nucleotides long. Its product is annotated as adenosine receptor A2b-like. Gene Ontology annotation, molecular function: G protein-coupled adenosine receptor activity. The record is from RefSeq and is a predicted model, not a curated record. The transcript has 2 exons. Gene Ontology annotation, biological process: adenylate cyclase-activating G protein-coupled receptor signaling pathway; vasodilation; G protein-coupled adenosine receptor signaling pathway. The coding region runs from base 4 to 1056 and encodes 350 amino acids. Lineage: Eukaryota; Metazoa; Chordata; Actinopteri; Elopiformes; Megalopidae. Gene Ontology annotation, cellular component: membrane.